This is a messenger RNA of Necator americanus (New World hookworm), 300 nucleotides long. RefSeq lists its product as uncharacterized. Bases 1 to 300 code for a protein of 99 amino acids. The transcript has a single exon. NCBI's taxonomy places the organism in Eukaryota, Metazoa, Nematoda, Chromadorea, Rhabditida, Ancylostomatidae. The record is from RefSeq and is a predicted model, not a curated record.
AUGCCUUCACCGGACGACAGUUCGGAUCACUACCGUCGUUGUGACGCUGCUGUUCCUAUCGAUACAUUUCUGGUUGAGAAUGAGAAUCAUAAACAAGGGAGGGUCAUUCCUGUUUCACGUGAAAGCACUGAUGAAAAGCCACCGAACGAGAAAUUCAGUGAAAACCAUCCAUACGAAUCGACAUCAGGAAAUCUACUGCUUUUUGCACAGUUAUGUUCACUUAGUAAACGAAAAAGGUCCCUAUAUGGAUGCUAUCAUCUGUGUGGGCAGCCAAAGAGAGCUAACGUCGCGAUCAUGUAA